Molecule: messenger RNA, 885 nt
Organism: Lathyrus oleraceus (garden pea)
Lineage: Eukaryota; Viridiplantae; Streptophyta; Magnoliopsida; Fabales; Fabaceae
Exons: 1
Coding region: 87-722 (211 amino acids)
Source: RefSeq, a predicted model, not a curated record
GCACCAUUUUCAAUUUCGUCCAUAUAACACAUUUUUCUCACCUCUUUCUCAAUCGCUCUCUUUCUCUCUCUCCCACACACAUCUCCAUGGCGAAUACAAACAGUGAUGAACAUAGCAACGUGAGAUCAUCAAUCAUGGAAUGGAAACAAAUGCACCCUCUUCAUCAAAUAGCCGAAACACCAACCCACAAACUCCUAUUAAAGCAAUGGCUCAAAGAAGAAGAACUCAUCAACGGACGCAUAGCUUUAAAAGAAACCCAAAUAGAUUCAAUCCGAAAAGAGAUCACAAUGCUCUACAUCUUCUUCUUCCUCUUCCAUUCAACCACUCUCAUGCUUCUCUUCAACUCUUCAUCAUCUUCAACAACAACAACACCUAGCAAAGCCUGUCAGAAAUCGUGGGUUCCGUCGCUAAGUUCUUUGUUGUUUUCGUUGGGGUUUAUAUGGGCUUUAAGGUAUAAGAGUGACGUGGAGGGUCAUAUGGAGAAGAUGCUUUGUAGGGAGAAAGAGGAUAGAGGGUUGUUGAGGAAGUGUUCGGAGGAGUUGAAGAAGAAAGGUUUGGAAUUUGAUUUGUUGAAGGAAGUUGAUGCUUUGAGGAGAGCUAAGAGUUUGAGAGUUGAAAGUAAAGAGGUUAGGAAAUGGUCUUCAAGGGAUUUUGUUUCUUUGUUUUUCUUUUCAAUGGCUUGUUUGUCUCUUGCUGUCGUUAGGGUUAUUUUAUGCAGUUAGGUAUUUGGGUUUUAUGGGUUGGCAGAAGAUUUUGGGAUCUGCCAAUUUGGGUUUGGUGAUGGGUUGGUAGAUGCAGAAUGUACUGUUCUGCUUUUCUUAUUUCUAAUUUUGAUGUAAUUUGAGAAUAUUAAGUGAAAUUCAUUAAAUAAAAAUAAUUGCUUUA